UUUCACGUGGACGUUAGACGCCCAGAAAUCUGGGGCAUCAUCAUGAAGACGCGCCUUAUUUUACAAAUAUCAUGGCUCUUGUUAUUAAUAGCCGCUUCUUCGAAGGGAACCUUUUUUCAAUAUCCGAAGAAAGCGCUGGCUGACUUUUUUCACUCAUUUAAGGACAAAAAAGAGGGCAAAAGAAUGCUCACCAAUGUUCAUCAUUUGCACUUGCAUUAUUAUCCGACUCCAGUGCAAGUGUUUGACACGAAACCUUUCCAAGCACCGGAUAAGACACACCUAGAUAAAUUACAUAGCGAGUCUCUGACUUCGAUGGGAUGGACUGAUCAAGAAUUUCCUAUUCCUGAUCCUAAGAUCAUUUUUCCCUCAAACAUUCAGGAUGGCUGGCCGAAUCCCCAUGAAAAUUCUCGGAAAAUGUGGAAUUGGGACAACGAGCUUUUUGAAACCAACCGGAUAUUGCCAGUGCCAUUUGAACAUCAACCAGUUUUGGUCCAAGUUCCUUUUCAUCAACAAAUCGUCUUUCAACAACCAGCGGCUAAGGAGGAAAAAAAGCUGAGCUUGCUGACAGCCUUCUUUCAGAAACUGCGUCGCAUAAAAGAUGCUCUCUUUCACGUGGAAAAGCCACAUGACGACUGCGAAGACAGGAAAAGCGAGGCAACGAUAACUAAUAAAGUCAAUGGUCACGUGAAUUCAAUACUGUACGUCAAUUCAAAGAUGGAUCGCAAGGUCUAGUUUCACAAAAAAGCGCCUUGUUAUGCAUUGCCACCUGUGAUAAAGUCCUGAUUUAACAUUAAAAGGACGAUUUUAAUUUUUCUUCAAUUUUCAAAAUAGAGUUUAAUUUUUAUUGGAUGAUUUCUCAGGAUUAAGUAAUUUUAAUAAUGAAUUUUUGGUAAACGGAGAGCGAUAAUUAAAAAGUCAAUCGCCUAAUUUCUUAAAUCAUGUUUAUUUGCUCAAAAAUUUGAAUACGCCUACCUACAAAAGGGAUUUGUUGUGGAUACAGUUGCCAAAGUCAGAACAAAAAUAUUUUUUCAUUAUCCUGAAUUAAUCAACCACUUAAAAUAAUAAUAGUAAUAGUUGAAAUUUCAAUCCAGAAAGAUUGUACUAUGAAAUCAGAAACAGGGAAAUCCAUGAAAAAAAUUAACGAAGUAGUUGAAUCCUUAACUGAAAAGAUGAAUUUCAACCAACUAGAUUAAUUUCCUGCCAAAAACACCAAUUAUUAACCAAAGAAAUGAGUUUUAAACUGAAAUCCGAAACAUUCAAACAAGAACAUAUAUCAGUUGAUAAUCAAAAUGAAAAAAUUUUCAAGUUGAAAUAAAAAAGAUUUCAAUUCAUCCAAAAAGACGAAGUUCCAACAAAAUAUUUGAAUUACCAUUCAAAAGAGAUUU
Molecule: messenger RNA, 1385 nt
Organism: Belonocnema kinseyi
Lineage: Eukaryota; Metazoa; Arthropoda; Insecta; Hymenoptera; Cynipidae
Exons: 5
Coding region: 43-732 (229 amino acids)
Source: RefSeq, a predicted model, not a curated record